CGCCAGUGGCGAGCGGUAGUAUUUCGGCCGGUCGGAGUGUUCGCACUGGAGCCUCUUCUCUAUCUUGUGUUACAUUACGUUAGAGGGGAAAUGACAAAAAAAAUAAUGGUGUGCUUUUGACUAAUGCCCCGUAUGAAAUUAACCGACAGUGGAACUCGAGUGAUACGGAACAAGGAACCAUUUUUUUUUGUAUACAUCUGAGACAUUAGUGCUGAAGGGUCGUCGUCGAAAGAGAGAAGCAACAGCGAGGAUAAGGAAAAUACGGUUUAUAAACAAUCUUUUGUCGAAGUUGUCGGUGGUUGCAGUAGAAGAGGGAGGUUGCAAGACCUGAAGUUUUGCCUCAUUAGUGGAGGAGGAGGAGGAUUGUGCCCAGUAGUAAACAGAGCGGCGCGGAAUAGCCAUGUGAGUGAUGGUGGCGCCAGAAUUGCCCGAGAGAAAGAAAUUCGGAGGAGAAAAGUGGGAGAAAGAGAGCGCGCGGCGUGAUGAGGCUCAUGCUGGGAUGGGCUGAGCGGAGGGCAAGCAGAGCGCGUCAAAUUACGAGAUAGUCAGUGUUUCCCGCGAUGGCUUUGAGGUUCUUGCGUCUCCUCGCGCUGGCGGCGGCGGUCCCCCUGUUGGCGGCGGCGGCGGAGGACAUAGCCGAGUACCCGGGCCUUGCAGAGGAUUAUCCGAAGCCGAUCAAUGUGUACGACUAUGAUUACGACUACGAGGACGGCUUCCCUUAUCUAGAGCACGACGACUACGUCCGCGAUAGCAUGGCCAACGCCACCCUCUUCAAGUGCUUCUGCAGAGGCGACCAGGAGUGGGACGGGAACGCGUGUAGCGACAAGAGGACGAUCGUUGCAGUAAUAAAUAUGCACACGUUCGAGCGCCGGGCGUUCAAUACCACUGCUUUCGGGAACGUUUCCAUUGCGGGCCCUCCGCCGUGCUUCCAGCCAGCGCUGCAGAUGGUUCUCGAUUCCAAAGAAGGAUUCGAAUUCUCGCUGAUGGUUAAUGGGAGUCUGGUCUGGGGCAACAGGAUUUACACCGAGUAUUGUAUAGAACAUACGCCAGGUAGUAACUGGUUGGCUCACGUGUGCGUGCCCCCGCCCUCGGUCCCCACCUGCUGCGCCCCCGGCCACAUGCAAGCGAAGGACGGCUCUUGCAUCGCCCGCGAAGGAGGCGUUUUCUCGCCGCCUGUGCUCGUCGAUACGAAAGUCAUGAUUUGGGACGCGAGGGAGGUCGGGCCCCGCGAAGUCGUCUGUCCGGAUAAGUGGAACAAGCUGCGACUGAUGUUGGACGACAAGAAUGCUAGUCUUUUGUACCAGUCCGGCAUGACGCUCCUGAAGUGGCUGCCGCCCAUGAUUCAACCGCAGUUUCCUGAGAAAUACUGCGUGGCGAUAGAUGCGGAGUCACAAGGGGGCGCGCCACAGUACAUAGCCAACUUGUGUUUCCUGGACCCCAACGACGAGCACAGGGAGACGUGCAAGGACAACACCUGCGUACGGAAGUGCUGCCCUCAGGACGAAUACCACGAGGACGCGUGUUUGCCCGCCACGAACGAGAGCCAGAGGUGGAAUCCCGUCUUCUACGAGCACAGCGGGGACGCCAUCGUGCCAGCCGUCGGCUUCACGGGGAAUGUGACGAUGGUGACGGGCUAUCCCCUGUGCAAAGAGUACUUCCUCAUGGAACCUCACGAAGUAGCGACCGACGUCUUCCACCUCAUGACCGACGGCACUCUAUACGUCCCGGUGUUCAAGCAGUACUUCGCGCCCGACCGCUACUGCAUGGACAAUUUCCUGGACCACGAAGACAAUGUGAUACGCAUGCUGCCGCUCGUCUGUUUCCGCGAAAAGGACAAAGAGAGCAAAGCCUGCACGUCCAUGUACUCGUACCUCUACCCGGUCCUUCUGCUGGUGUCCUGCGUGUUCUUGGGCAUCACGCUGCUGGUGUACGUGAGCGUCCCGGAACUACACGCUAAAGUCCACGGGAAGUGUCUGGUCUCGCACGUGUCGGCGCUGUUGCUCGCUUAUUGCAGCCUCAUCACCGUGCAGUGGGCCACCGACAAGCUGCCGACGGUCGCCUCGCGGGGAGAGACCUUCAGUUUUACAUUGGUGUCCUACAACACAGAUUUCGUAAUGAAGACCCGUCCGCCUGUCGAGUCACUUAUGGUUCUGUACGCCAAUAUAUAUAUUUUAUUCGUGCACGGAACACUACAUCGAACUGGACAUUGCAGAUCCAUGCGCCCCGUGGCGGAGUCGGGCGAGAGGUCGAGGUUCCGCUUCAAGAUGUAUUCGCUGUACUCAUGGGGCUGCCCGCUACUCAUCUCCCUCGCCUCCAUCAUCGUGCAGGAGCUGCCUGACGACCUCGGGGUCAUCAAACCCAACUUCGGAAACACCAAGUGCUGGUUUGAUAACAAUACAUCGCUCUGGGCAUAUUUCUACGGAUUUGUGCUGACGAUCGUGAUAGCCAACAUUAUUUUCUUUUGUCAAGUGGCUUACAUUCUCAUCAUGGCCCAGAACGAUCCCAUCUUACAGAGAACUCGCCAGCAGAACAGAGAGAGAAUGUGGCUGUACGUGAAGCUGUUUUUCGUCAUGGGAAUAACUUGGAUUGCCGAAAUUGUUUCAUGGCAGGAAGGAACGUGUGAAGCCUGGGUCUUAACAGAUAUUAUCAAUUCACUCCAGGGAUUUUUCAUUUUCGUUAUAUUCAUCUGUAAGAAGAAUAUGCUCAAGAAGAUUCGCUGCAAGUGGGACCCCUAUCUCCGGCGCAUGAAAGAAAUGGUUGGAUCAACUCGGCUGUCUCACUCUGGUGCGGCCAAUACAUCCCAAGUUCAUUCUUCCUUCAGUUCAACAAGCAACAGACCAAACCAUUCGGCUGCAUCACAGAAGACAGUGCAAAGCCAGAUAUCCCUUGACCCCACAUCAUCAACAAGACGGUUGUCUUCCAGCUCCCUCUCCCCCGUCACGGGUGUCCAGGUUCAUAGCCAAAACAAAAUUGCAAUGAAUACUAUUGCUGAAAGCUCAGUUGAACAAGAAGGUAUUAACACUAAUGGGAGCUUCCCUACUACUGAUGCCUCAAAUCCUGUACCACAGAGACUAAGUUCAUCAGACAGUGGAAAUAGCAGAACUGGGACUUCACAGAUGGUUUCAGGUAUGCCAAGUAGCACUGUUAACUCCUCUGAUGUUUCUGUUGAAGAAUCUGGAAAGCCUCUUCACCUCACGGAGAUCACUGAAGAACCUAUACCAGUUACAACAAAAGACAGCAAAAUCUCCAUACCAGAGGAUGAGGGAAAAGACCAGGGACAUGAAAAUGAAGUCGCAACACCUAAUAAACUGACUCAGUCUCUGCCACUUAACUCGAUGCAGACACCAGCAAGUGACACAGUUUAUUUAAGUGAUGAGUCAAAGUGUACAGCAGUAAAUGAAUUUAGGUCUCCUGACACGAGGCCAGUUUCAUCGUCAGGGAGCACUGAUGAAGACCCUAUUACCAUUAAUGGAGAAAUACCUCAGAAGAAUGAUAAGGCAGUAUCAUAUCCUGCGAAUGAAGCUACUGUUGUGAGAGUAAGUUCUCCAAGUCCAGACCUCUCACCAUCUGAGAAGGUUAUUAAAGAGCAUGCAGAUAUAAAUGAUUCUGAACUAAAUCAGAGAGAAGAGAAUAAAGAAGGGUCACACAACAAUUCAGGACUUCAUGAGCAUCAAGAAACAAAGGAUCUUAGUCAGCAUCAUUAUGGUCAGUGAAUUUCUGACAUGGUCCCUUGUAAAUGUAUCUGUGACUUGAUUCAGUCAUUGAAACAUGGACAAGCAAGACAAGUAAUGAACUGAUAUAGGUCAUAGAAAAUUUAGAAAAAAAAGUAGAAAAGAUGAAUGUCAUGGAAUAAGUUGAUUGUGCAAGGGAGUUACUUCAGGACAGAGUAUAGUUUUUUGAUAUCUGAUUUUUGAUGAAGGUGUUAUGAGAAAGCAAAGAGAGACUUAUUGUUCUGUAUAAUCAAAAAUGUUAUUAGAUUUUAAGAACAGGAUCUCUUUAGUAUAUUAAUGUUGCGGUAAGAUUCUUCAUUGGAAAAUGUAUCUUCCAUCUCAGAAUAAUUGUCCUGUUUAGGCAAUAUUCUUUUGAGAAAGAUUAAACCAUAAUGACAUUGUAAAAUGAGAAGAGAAAGUAUUAGUGCACAUUGUGAAUUGAGAAAGCAAGAACAAUAGUGACAUUAUAAAAUGGAAUAAAGAUUGAACAAUAGUGACGUUAUAAGUGAAGAAAAAAAUUAAGCGUUGAUGACAUGAGAAGUUAUGGUUUACUUGACUGUUGUCAUGCUGGUAGUAUUUCCAGCAUAAUGGAUAAUAUCAGAGUGAAUGUCAGAUGUAUCAGAAAGUUUGUUGCUGCUUAUGCACAUGAACAUGAAUAAUAUCAACUAUUUCAUCAUAAUGUGGACUGACAUUAGUGAUAUCACUAUUUUACUGUAAUAUAGAUGUAAAAUUAUGUAAAAUUUUGAUAGGCAAGGCUAAGUAUAUGUGAAAUACUUAGUAUGGGAUACUUAACUAUAAAUUAUCUGAGUUAGUAAGGGUGUGUUAAACAAAAUGUGAGUGAAUGUACAUUGCAUAAGAAUGUAAUGUAAGAGUGUAUCUAGAAUUUUAUUUGUACUAUUUGGAAAGUAAUUAUAAAGUGCGUAUAAUGCGUGGUAAAGCGAAAGGGUUCCCUGCUCUAAUUACUUGUUCUACUCUCGUUCACUAUUUCAGUUUCAUGAUAUCAAAGUAUAGUUUAGGAAAAUGAUAAAAGAACACCUGUGCACUUGCGCGUGUGCCUGCAUGCGUGUGCACACACACACACACACACACACACACACACACACACACACACACACACACACACACACACACACACACACACACACACACACACACACACACA
Molecule: messenger RNA, 4872 nt
Organism: Penaeus chinensis
Lineage: Eukaryota; Metazoa; Arthropoda; Malacostraca; Decapoda; Penaeidae
Biological process (GO): G protein-coupled receptor signaling pathway; cell surface receptor signaling pathway
Cellular component (GO): membrane
Molecular function (GO): G protein-coupled receptor activity
Source: RefSeq, a predicted model, not a curated record